AUGACCUCUUUUUUUUUCUUUUUACAUGAAGAAUCGUCUUUCACUGGGCAUGAUAAACGGGGGUGUAAUUUAACAAGUAGGAAAAAUAUCUAUCUAUGUCUUACUUGUGGUUCGAGAGAGUGCUGGAUAUGGUGGGGGGGCAGGAUUUUUAAUUUUCUUAUUUUUUUUAAAUCAAUUUUUAUUCAGCUCCCCUUUCUUCCCCCAGAAGGCAAACUUGUUUUCUUUCAACCUUUUAAUACCAAGAAGAAUAAUGUGUCCCGUAUUUACAGGGAAAUAUUGUAUACUGUGCUUUCUUUGCUUGCUUCUCCCUUCUCCAGCAAAUGUCUGUCUGUCACUGAUUAUUUGACAGCUUUUCAGUAUAGCAGCAACAGUAGUUUAACUCUGCAGCAGUUUCUUGGCUUGUGCCCUGCUUUGAUUCAACACCACAACAAAGAACCUUGUGAAGAAAGAAAUGUUGCUAAUAUACCACUUUCAGUAUGGCUGUGGAGUUCCCUAGCAGUGAUAGGCAUCAGUGUUGUUGGUCUACUUGGUGUAAUUGUCAUACCUUUCAUGCAAAAGGUUUUUUACAAUCAUCUCUUACAAUGUUUAGUUGCUGUAGCGAUUGGGGCUCUUACUGGAGAUGCUCUCCUUCAUCUUUUACCUCAUGCUCUAUCAAAGGACCAUACACACCAAGUAUGUCACAAUGAGUUAACUAACCAUAAACAUGACAAAACUUCAAUUUUAAAGGGACUUGUUGGUCUUCUUGGUAUUAUCAUUUUUUUUAUCAUAGAAAGAGUUAUGACUAUUUUCACAUUGAUGCGUACAGACAAAAGAAAGAAGCGAAAGAGAAGCUGUUCUCAAGUGGCUACAAUCUCAGAAGGGGAGACUGACAUUGGAGGUAAAUUGAGCACUCAUCGAAGUCGUAACUCUCACUACCAAUCUUGUGAGGAUGUUGUCAUGAUGGUUCACCCAAACAGAGCUUUAAAAGAUUUGGCUGAAGACAGCCAUGCUGACUUGAUAGAGUGUAGCCACCAGCAGGUUCACCAGUCAGACGAGGAACACACAACAAUGAUGUCACCAUCACAUAACCACACAAACCAUGAUCACUCCCAUUUCUAUCAAUCACAUGGCCACUCACAUUUUCCAUCACCUCUCUUUCUCUCAUAUAUUUUUCUUUUUCUUUUCCAGUUACCAGAAAUUUCAUCUGUUGAAACACGAGAAGGGGAGCAUCCAUUUUUUCAUCUUUUCAUUCAGUGCUUGGGCCUGUUGAUUGGUGCUGGCAUUAUGUGGCUGAUUGCUUACUAUGAACAUGACUUAAUCAAUGCUUUAUAA
Molecule: messenger RNA, 1311 nt
Organism: Acanthosepion pharaonis
Lineage: Eukaryota; Metazoa; Mollusca; Cephalopoda; Sepiida; Sepiidae
Source: the annotation of a GenBank genome assembly